Mobula hypostoma (lesser devil ray) is the source of this 4197-nucleotide messenger RNA. It is a transcript of the gene cenpn, whose product is annotated as centromere protein N. Lineage: Eukaryota; Metazoa; Chordata; Chondrichthyes; Myliobatiformes; Myliobatidae. Bases 406 to 1446 code for a protein of 346 amino acids. The record is from RefSeq and is a predicted model, not a curated record. Gene Ontology annotation, biological process: CENP-A containing chromatin assembly; chromosome segregation. The transcript is spliced from 12 exons. Gene Ontology annotation, cellular component: nucleoplasm.
CGGGCAGGCGUUGCGAGUGGAGAUCUGUCAAUGAUACAUGUACAGGCAGAUAGUCGAGUGCAGGACUUGUCCUGAGUAAACUAGUCGGGGCUUCCUCUCCUUACAAAACCCAGCGGAGGUUGCAGCUAGACAAUCUGCGCUGAUUUAUUGGUAAUUUCGGCAGUUUUGUUUUGAAAAUCUGAUCUAAAGCCGCGCCUAAUAAAAUAGGAUUUCCUGAACGCACACAAAAUGUUGGGGGAACUCAGUAGAUCAGGCAGCAUCUACGGAGAGGAAUAAACAGUCGGCCUUUCAUCAGGACGGGACUCGACCCAAAGAGACUUUCAACACAUCUUUGGAUCUUUCUCUGCCUCCCUGAUGAUAUCAUCCCAUGAAAGCUUGGAAUAGCGUGUCAGGCACGUUCUGGAGAUGGAUGGGGCAGAAUACAUAACUAAGGUGCUUUCGAGGUUUCGAAUGAUUGAUUUCCCUGAGUUGUUGAAGUCCUGGGAUCUUCUGUCCGAAGAACAACUUCAAAGUGUAGAUUUCAACGGCGGCACAAAAAAAGAUGUGAUUUUGCAGUUAGCUGCACUUUGUGAGGAAAAUGGUGUAACCCUCCAGCAGGUGGCAGAUUUAGAUAUUAUUUGUAAUUGUGCAUUCCCUAAGAGAAGAUGGUGUACCUACCAAAUGUUCAGUUCAAAAGAUGCCGAAGAGGCGAAGUUAUUUGACUUUCAAGUCUUCAGAGAGACCUUUGGAAGAAACCUUGAAAUGCUCAUAAGAAAUGUCAUGAUUAACAUCUUAGAACACAAGGAAGCUGUCUGGAUCAGAAUUGCUUGGGGUAAACGUCAUUCCCCACCUAACCAGCAAAGACCUUCAUACGUAGUCUACUACCCACAGACCCCUUAUGUUUUCAUGUCUAGCCUUGCUGCACAGUACAGAGUGUGUGUUUCUCAGGCUCUGGUUCUUGCAACUGAACAUAACAUGCUCAAGGAGCUGGAUCUUCGAGGCCAUUGCUUGAAUUCCCUCCGAGACAUCGCUCUUAAAAGAUAUAACCCGACACUUUCUGCACAUUACAGAAGACCUUUACAACAGCUGAACUCAAACCAGAAUUCUGUAGCACAAGAUCAGAGGAUCACUGUAGAAAAUUUGAGAGAGAAAGAAGAGGCCAAAAAGUUAACAGCAGUAGCAUUUGGAGAAGGAUCAUUACCAAAACUGGAGGAGGUUCAAUACAGGUUACAAACAGUCUUUAAGGAUGAACGCAACAUGGGAAUUUUAUCAGACAGAAAUAAACCAUUUCGAUGUGUGGCAAAAUUUUCCAGUCCGAAUAUUCUUGAAUCGUUGAGAGCACUACCAGAAUUGGGGAUUGCUGAUGUCCCCAUUUCAACGAUGUUCAGCAGUAUCGCAGAAAAGGGGAAGAAUUAUUUCAAGAUCACAGACAAAAGGACUGUUGGACAUAAUACAUCAGCCCUUUAGCUCUGUAGUACAAAUCAAAGGAUAUUUUGUAAAUAUUUGUAUGUUUCCUAUGGAAAAAAUCUUUCUGUUCCUGUGUUUAUAAUGUACCUUUUGGAUACCCCUGAUAUGCUAACCAAAACUUUGCAUAGUCUGAAUGGUGUGGCAUUGUGAACAUCUUGAAAUGAAUUCCAUUAUUCAGACAAAACCUCAAACAGAUUUAUUGACAUGAUGAUUCUUGGUAUGCUUGUUUAUCAUUUACAAGCAGCGAUUUUGGCCCCCCCCCCCCCCCACACUUUUGGAAGGUGGGUUUGGUUCUCUGUAAGUAUGGUGGGAGAGAUAACUGAGGUUAGUAGUUAAUAGUUCAUUGAAGUAACUCUUUGGACUUGUAGGUGUGUUACAGCACUUGUUCCAGUAUCUAGGGGCUAUCAUCAUGUGAAACAUAACCAUGUCAAAGGAGUUUUAAAAAAAAUACUGACAAAACUUCAGUUAAGUAAUUGCAUUGUGGUUUAUAGCACUUUAAAUCACUCCAGGACCUUAAGAAAAAUCUGAGCUGACAUGUCAGUGCAGUGUUGAGGACAUUGUGCAUUUUCAGAGAUUUUUUUUUCUUUUAAAUAAGACUAUAAGCAUGAGAUCUAUCUUUGUGCUCAGUUAGCAGAAAAGAUCCUAUAGCUGUUGUUUUGUGAAACGGUGAGGAAUAGUUCAUAGUGUACUCGGUAGCCUUUCCUUUGUCAGCAUUUUAUAAUCUCCUGAACAUCUUGAUUUUGAUGUUUGAGAGCUUUGCUAGAUAUGUAUUUAACUUUUGGUCUUUGUUCUGUAUUUGAACAUUUCUCUCAUUAGCUACGGUGCACUUCCAGACAUAUUAAAGCCAUUCAGUAGUUUCACAUAACUUUGAUAUACAGGAAGUUUCUUUCUAAAAAUGUCUCAGUAUUUGCAGAUGCUCUGCUCACCAGUCGAGCCCUCCAAAAUUAUGAUACUUGAUCCUGCUUGGGAUUUGUUCUUUUUAAAUUGGUCUUCGAUCAAUAUUCACCCUUGAAAUAAUGAAACAUUCUCUCUCCUCUAAUCUCGGCAAACAAAAGAUUGAAGUAUUGGUGCAAUUGCAGUACUUAAGCUGACAUCUACUUCCAUAGUGAUAUUUUGCAGGUGCUUUUUGUUUUAAAUUCAUAUUUCACUGGUCUCUGGGCAAGUCCUGUUUUCAAUAUCAUUGAUUUUAAACUAUUUUAGUUAAUCUGGAAAUUUAACUGUCUUAACAGAAAAUAAACUUGUCUCCUAUUCUUGGUUUUAAAACAUUCUUUUUUUAUUAUUCCUCUUGCAAUGAUGUAAUUUUAUUUUUCCUACUAUUAAUUUUAUAGUGGCACCAAAAACUAAUUAUCCCAUGAAUUUUCCAUUAAUAACCAAUUUUUCUCUUCUCCACCUGCCCCAAUUUUCUGACAUCUUUUUCAACUUUCUGAAAUUUAAAGUUCUGCCACUGAUCUAACUAAUUAUUUAGACCAUUUAUAUUUUUAAAAUUUGAACAGUAAUAGGUGAAUGUCACCUUGAAGCAAAGUAUUACAAUGGAAUAUUCCUCUCAUAGAAGCUCAGAUCACUAGGUUGGAGAAAAUGAUUACAUACCAUUCCCAUUCUGCCUUCUGUCAAACUCCUGCAUUGUGAAUUAUCAAAUUUUUGACAGGAAGAAAGACAGUUGAAGAAAAUAAGUGUGUUUCAGGAAGUGUUCUCCCCCACACUAAACAGCUAUUAUCUUUGUGGUUUUGGAUUAUUCGUGUUGUACUACAGCUGCAGAUAUUUUUGUUUUUGAAAUGGGGUGAAUUGUUCUUGCUUUCCAAGAAAAUCAAUCAUAAUUAUGCAUCAUUUAAGUAAAAAUGCAGUUAUCAUUUGUCCUUGGACAUCAUUUUGCCGGUAUGUGCCGGUUUUUUUUUCCUCACCCUCAAAGCUGGUGGCUACUUCAGGCAGAGAAAAAUCGAACAGACUCCCUCUACCAAGCAAAACAGUAAUCUGUUGGUGUAUUAAUGCACAUCCAAAUUCAGCUGCAAGCAAACCAGAACAUUCUGUUUUUAGAGAAAAUAAAAAUAAAGGGUUAGAUUUUAUGGGGGAAAAAAGAGACUGGGUUGCUAAUGUGGUUCAGUCCCAUGCUUUUAAUAAAUUUUGGGCUUAAAAUUCAUUUAUUAAAACAAAACUUUCCCUUUAGCCCAUAUCGAUAACUACUACAGUAUUAGCUGAGUCAUUGUAUUUUGCUUAAUUUGAGUUUAAUGUGCAAAAAGCAGAUUUACAAAGUCAUCAGUACUUAAAACUGCUGUUGCCAAACUUGUGAAAGAUUCUCUCUGCCUUGGAAUUAAGUUCAGUUUGCAUCAGAGAAGUUGUGCAAAUAUAAGUUUGUUUUGUUCUGUGUCCAUCUCUGUACUCUAAUCUUGACAGUAAAUACUUGUGCUAUUAUUUUCCACAAGAGUAAAGCUGGGUCCUGCAUUAUCAUAGCAAUCUGAAAUGGAACUCAAACUCUGUUUUUGACUUGAAUCAAGCUAAAGAUUACUAUCUCUGCAGGCUGAAGAAAUUAACCUGGUUCUUGUUCACUGCAUGCAUUAUUUUGUGUGUAAAUCAGUUAUAAUAUUGGAUAAGUAUUCUCUGUUGAUGAAGAUCUAACUGAUGAAUAAUAGACCAUCAUAGUGAUAAUUUUAUAUAUGGUUGGAAACAAAUUUAUUGGAUGGGAAUAGAUUUUUCAUCUGCUUUUGAAAUUAAAUUGAAAUCCAGUUUAUUUUAUCUGUUCUGAUUGUACAAUAAAGU